GCGGAGCCGCGCUGAGCCCCGCCGGGCCGGGCCGGGCGCGCUGCGGCGGUACGAGCGGGCGGCACGGCUCGGUCCCCGCCUCCCCCUUCCCACCAAAUCCCGGUGUGGGUCGUGUCGUGUGUGUGUCCCCCCGCGCCCCCCCCCCCCCCAACCCCGGCACCCGGCGGCGAGGCGGGGGCCGCGGCAGCCCGGCCAUGCCCCCCGGAGCUUGAGGCCCGCGGCCGCGGGGCGCCCGCAGCAUGCGGAGGAUCCGGCGGCUGGUGCAUCUGGUGCUGUUCUGUCCCCUCUCCAAGGGCCUGCAGGGAGGCCAGAUGGCAGCAGUGCUGCUGUUGCAGGGUCAGAGGGGAAGAAACGAAGCCAGGAAAACAAAAUCACGCUGCGAGCCUCUGAGUUGUUUGCAUGGAGUAUUACCCGUGCGCUUCCAGAGUCGCCUCCCGGGCAUCAAGGUGAAAUACCUGCUGGUGGUGUGGCUGGGCAUCUUCGUGGGCAGCUGGGUGGCAUACAUGCAUUACUCGUCCUACUCCGAGCUCUGCCGCGGCCACGUCUGCCGGAUGAUAAUCUGUGACCAGUACAAGAAAGGAAUCAUUUCUGGCUCCACGUGCAAAGACCUGUGUGAGGAGCGCAGCCUCCUCUUCCAGCACUGCCUCUCCUCCUCUCCCACCCAGCAGGUUUACAGCGGGCUCUGGAGAGAGAGGGAGGUGAUCAUCAAAUGUGGCAUUGAAGAAGCCUUGAAGGCAGACAGUCACCCAGACUCUGUGCCCAAGAGGGACGUGGUCCUCUUUGACAAACCGACACGAGGGACAUCAAUGGAUGAGUUCAAAGAAAUGCUCCUCAACUUCCUGAAGUCCAAGCUGGGAGAUCAGCCUUCUCUUGCAGCCUUGGUGAGCCGGAUCAUCACCACAGCAGAUGUGAACCGGGAUGGGAAAGUGUCUUUAGCAGAGGCCAAAUCCAUCUGGGCGCUACUUCAGCUCAAUGAGUUUCUUCUAAUGCUGUCCUUGCAUGAGAAAGAGCACACUUCCAAGCUGCUGGGGCACUGCGGGGACCUCUACGUCACCGAGAAGAUCCCCCACACCUCCCUCUACGGAGUGGAUGUCCCCCCCUUCCUCCAGUCACUGCUGCCUUCAGUCGUCCACCAAAUCAUCCACCAGUGGUUUGCACCAGCGUGGCCCCGGCGGGCAAAGAUCGCCAUCGGCCUUCUGGAGUUCGUGGAGGAGAUAUUCCACGGGACCUACGGGAACUUCUACAUCUGCGAGACCAGCUUUAAGAACGUGGGCUACAACGACAAAUACGACUUCAAAAUGGUCAACCUGAGGAAGGUGGCAACGGAGAUGACAAUCAGGGGUUUCCUCAAGGGACGUCACUGUGAGCAGAACGUGGACUGCACCUACGGGAAGGACUGCAUGGCGACAUGCGACAAACUCAUGAAGCAGUGCAAAAGCGACGUGGUGCAGCCCAACCUGGCGAAGGUCUGCGGGUUGCUGCAGGACUACUUGCUGUACGGAGCACCGCUGGAGCUGAAAGAAGAGCUGCAGAAACAGCUCCGAACUUGCAUGACCCUCAGUGGCCUGGCCAGCCAGAUGGAAGUGCACCACUCCCUCGUGCUAAACAACCUCAAGACCUUGCUCUGGAAGAAGAUUUCAAACACCAAAUAUUCCUAACGGGGGAAGCACGGCCCUGGAGUUUAGAAUCUGCAAUCUUGGAGUAAAGUCCAAGGCUUGAAGGCCUGUUUCUCCAUCCUCUCCCCCACAGGAAAAAAAACACCCUACACAGGGAGUUCAGCAUAGCUGCAGCCCCUUCUCCUUCAUGGAAAACCAAGCAUCAUGACUUCCACCGCCCAGCAGGAUCAUCGAUACAGUCGGCAAGAGCGUGCUGCGGAGCUGGGACAGCAGGAGCUGGGCUGAACGGGCUUGGGGGAAGAAGAUGACACGGAAAGCGAUAAGGAAGCGGAGCCCAGCUGGACGCAUCUAACUGUUUCUUGAUUAACAGGAAAGCAGUGCAGAGAGAUGAGAAUGAAUCAUUCAUGCUGUACUUGUCACAUCUUCUUUUGAUGAACGUCUCUGAUGUAAAUAAAUAGCUUUUACGUGAA
Aquila chrysaetos chrysaetos is the source of this 2086-nucleotide messenger RNA. RefSeq names its product divergent protein kinase domain 1B (gene DIPK1B). The transcript has 6 exons. The coding region runs from base 240 to 1658 and encodes 472 amino acids. The record is from RefSeq and is a predicted model, not a curated record. NCBI's taxonomy places the organism in Eukaryota, Metazoa, Chordata, Aves, Accipitriformes, Accipitridae.